AUGCUUUGCUGCCAUAUCUUGAAAGUUUUCAACCAACUUGGUGUUGAUGAAAUCCCAGCGCAGUACAUACUUAGAAGAUGGACACCUUUGGCAGUUCCCAAUGCACCCCCUGCUGUCGAAGAGCAACCUGAUGAGAUGCCACCACAGUCGAAGAAGGAACUCAGGCAUGCAAAUUUGAUGAUGGAUUUUGGUAGUCUUGCUCGGGUUGCUAGUGUGUCAGAUGCUGCGACAGAUAUUGUAAAGAAACAUAUGCGUGGUGCGCGUCAUGAAAUCAAAAAUCUCAACAUGUCAAAGAAGAAGAAACCGGCAGCACAAACAAGUGGGCCCUCUGGUGGUCCUCCACCAUCAGCUGAUGGUUCUGCGCCACCACCGAGUAACUCUCAGGCAACUAGUGGCCCUGCGGUGCGUCCUGAAGAGCCUGCACAAGCCCCUUCUAGACCUAGACAACAGCGACCUACUUCUGCACAACCACCGAGUAACACUCAGGCAACUAAUGGCCCUGCGGUGCGUCCUGACGAACCUGCACAAACCCCUUCUGGACCUAGGCAGCAGUGA
Messenger RNA from Aegilops tauschii subsp. strangulata, 555 nucleotides. NCBI's taxonomy places the organism in Eukaryota, Viridiplantae, Streptophyta, Magnoliopsida, Poales, Poaceae. The record is from RefSeq and is a predicted model, not a curated record.